Messenger RNA from Cheilinus undulatus (humphead wrasse), 1631 nucleotides. RefSeq names its product basement membrane-specific heparan sulfate proteoglycan core protein-like. Gene Ontology annotation, cellular component: cell-cell junction. The transcript is spliced from 8 exons. Gene Ontology annotation, biological process: cell-cell adhesion. Gene Ontology annotation, molecular function: cell adhesion molecule binding. Bases 87 to 1229 code for a protein of 380 amino acids. The record is from RefSeq and is a predicted model, not a curated record. NCBI's taxonomy places the organism in Eukaryota, Metazoa, Chordata, Actinopteri, Labriformes, Labridae.
GUCAAAGGCUGACUGUUUGAAGAGGAGACAGACAGACACAGACACACAAAGAGACUGUUCCUAAGAGAGACUGCGCUCUGUUUAAAAUGGAUUUCUUACCCCGUCUUCUGAUCCUGUCUUCCAUAUUAUAUUCAGUGUGUGGUCAGGCUCCUGUCUUAUCAGUGGAGCCCCGCACAGCAACAGUGCGCCAAGGGGAGUCGGUCAGCUUCAGGUGCCAAGUGAGGAGCGGUGCACCGCCAGUGCAGCUGGAGUGGAGGAGAGCCAAUAACCAAGCUUUACAAGACAAUGCUAAGGUGGGUCCUGGAGGCUCUGUGCUGACGGUCGCUAACUCCCGGCCUGCAAACCAGGGACAGUACCGCUGUGUGGCGACCAACUCAGCAGGCCGAAGCAUUGCUACAGCUGCGCUCAACGUCAAAUAUGCUCCAAAGGUGCAGCUGACACCACCAGGGCCCCUGCGGGUCAGGAUGGGUGUCCCUGUGUCAGUUGAAUGUCGUGCCACAGGCAGGCCGCGCCCCAAAAUGACCUGGAAGCGCCAGGGCUCCACCCUGCAGCUUGUUACCAUGGAGGCAAAUGAUGUGAACACAAUACAGUGGCCUGUGGUGCACCCAGAGGACUCUGGAGUUUAUAUCUGCCAGGCUGAAAACUCUGAGGGGGUGACAGAGGUCAAAGUGGAUAUUAUUGUUGAGGGCGGGCUGGGAGCACCUGUGGCUUCAGUGAGCGCUACAGAAAUGACCGUGGUGGAGGGACACACUGUCACCAUGGCGUGCGUCGCCACUGGUUCCCCUACACCUGUCAUCACUUGGUCCAAGCUACGAGCACCGUUGCCAUGGAAACACACAGUGGUUGACGGAGUUUUGACUCUGACCAGUGUGGGGCGCCAGGAUUCAGGACAGUACAUCUGUAACGCGACCAACAUGCAUGGCUACAGCGAGGCGUACACACAGAUGGAGGUGGAGAGUCCUCCAUAUGCCACCUGUAUGCCUGAGCAGCUGAAGCUGCAGCCAGGAGAUGCCAUGCAGGUUCAGUGCCUUGCUCAUGGCACUCAUCCCAUUGGGUUUGAGUGGAGCCGGAUCGGUCGGGCCAGUCUUCCUCCGGGAGCACAGGCCACCAGGGAUGGAAGGCUGUUCAUAGCUAGUGUUAAACAGAGUGACAGCGGCACGUACAAAUGUGUGGCCACCAACCACAUCGGCUCCAGUGAGGCACUGGUCAAAGUGGUCAUUAAAGCCUGAGCUGUCAUGUCCACAUCAUCAUCUUCACAAUCAUACUACUUCUGCUAGCCUGGAUCAUAGCCUUGAGGACUGCCGAGGGUUAAUACUGAGAAAACAGAGGAAAUCAUACUUACUAGAUCCAUAUUGUUCAUAAUGUUUGAAGGAAGAGAUAUCAACAGCAUCAAACCUAAUGUAUUUUUGUGCUUAAGGGUUAAUUUUGUACUUUUAUAGAAAACUACUGAUGUUCCUCUUCUUUCAUUUCUGCCUUUGGAAAGCUUUACUCCAGAUGCGUUAUGUGUAUGUGGGCACUUUUAACCAUAAAAAAGAGUCAUCACUGAAACAUAACCCUGUUCUGGCAUAGAUGUCUUUAUUAUGUCACAAUUAAUCCAAAAUCUGAAGGACAAAUAAAAAAAUUACAAAGUA